AUGACAAUCAACGCAAAUGAUCAAAGUUUGACAAGUUUUGAUGAAAAUGAGAAGGAAGUGAAUGUUCAAAAUGGUGUUGUCGCUAAGAAAAAAGUAGAAGAGCCAAAGAAACCCGUUAUAGAGGUAAAGCCUUACGAUGACGACGAUGAAGACGCUGUCGUGGAGAAAUCCACAUGCGACAAGAUAAUAGAUUAUCUUUUGUGCAGACUCAAAACUCUUCACUGUUCCAGAGGAGAUCUAGCCAAAAAAACUCUCGCAAGAAAACCAGUAUCUCUUAAAGGCUUGUUUCGAUAUUCGACAAAGUUCGAUGUGCUUUUGCUAAUAAUUGGCGCUGUUGGAGCGGUUGUAAGCGGUUUCUGCCAGCCUUUUCUCGCCUACAUAUCCGGACGAGUGUUUAGCAUUCUGACAUCGGGAAAUUUCACAGUUAAGACAGAUGCAGAAAAUCAACUGUUCACAUAUGUUUAUAUUUAUCUUGGUGCCGGAGUUUUCGUUCUCAUCAUUCACUAUCUGCAGAGCCGUCGUCCAACUCCAGCAACAACAUGCAUGAGAAACAAUGUUGAACGAAUACGUGAAGGUGUCGGUGAUAAAUUGGGACUGUUAAUUCGUGGAUUUGCUAUGUUUAUCGCUGCUCUAGUGUUAUCAUUUGUUAUUCAGUGGAGACUGGCACUUUUUAUGUGUCCAAUAGCUCCAUUAUCCUGCCUUUGCAUGGGAGUUAUGUCAAGGAAAAUGGCGGAGGCAACGUCUAAAGAACUCAAGGAUGUCGGAAAAGCGGGUGCAAUUGCAGAAGAAGCCGUCUUGGGUGUAAGAACUGUUCAAGCUCUAAACGGUCAGGAUGAAAUGAUCGAAAGAUAUUCCAAAGAGCUCAGCGAAGGUCAAAAGCAUGCUAAAACCAAGUGCUUUUGGAGUGGGUUUUGGGGUGGAUUUUUCUACAUUAUUCUUUUUACAUACAUUGGAGCAGGAUUUUUAUUUGGCGGUCACCUUCUGAAGAUUGGUGUAAUCACGGACAGAGGAGAAGUGGUUACGGUAGUAAUAUCAAUGUUGAUUGGAGCGUAUUUCCUGGGUGUUAUAUCGCCACAUCUUAUGGUUUUACUAAAUGCACGAGUUUCAGCGGCAACCAUUUAUCAUAUCAUUGACAGGGUACCAGAAAUUGACGCAUAUUCGUCGGAAGGAAAGAUUCCACUGAGCAUACAGGGAGAGAUUGAAUUUAAUGAUGUGCACUUCCGCUAUCCCACCAGAAAAGAUACUAAAGUACUUAAAGGUCUUACCCUAACAAUAAAACCCGGGGAGACGGUUGCUUUCGUCGGACAUAGCGGCUGCGGAAAGUCAACCUCCGUUGGGCUCAUCACACGACUUUAUGAGGCAGAAGCUGGCACGGUAAAAAUUGAUGGAAACGAUGUUCGUGAAGUCAAUAUAGAAUGGCUGAGGAAUACUGUAGGAAUUGUUCAACAAGAACCAACAUUGUUUAACGGCACUAUUGAGGAAAAUUUGCGAGUAGGCAGUCCAGGAAUCCAAAAGCAGGAAAUGAUCCAAGUAUGCAAAUUGGCAAAUGCCCACGAUUUCAUUACGAAAUUACCCAAGGGCUACUCUACCAUGAUCGGGGAUGGAGCUGUGCAGUUAUCAGGCGGUCAAAAGCAA
Molecule: messenger RNA, 1635 nt
Organism: Strongylus vulgaris
Lineage: Eukaryota; Metazoa; Nematoda; Chromadorea; Rhabditida; Strongylidae
Source: the annotation of a GenBank genome assembly